Messenger RNA from Cercocebus atys (sooty mangabey), 2681 nucleotides. RefSeq names its product endogenous retrovirus group K member 6 Pol protein-like. Gene Ontology annotation, biological process: DNA integration. Gene Ontology annotation, molecular function: RNA stem-loop binding. The transcript has 2 exons. The coding region runs from base 1898 to 2545 and encodes 215 amino acids. The record is from RefSeq and is a predicted model, not a curated record. NCBI's taxonomy places the organism in Eukaryota, Metazoa, Chordata, Mammalia, Primates, Cercopithecidae.
GUCCAAGUGAUCUCAUUGUUCAAUUCCCACCUAUGAGUGAGAACAUACAGUGUUUGGUUUUCUGUCCUUAAAGGACUGUUUUUAUAUGAUUUCCCCAGCAGAACAAGACAGAGAAAAAAUUGCAUUUACAAUACCAGGUAUCAAUAAUGAAAUGCCAGCUUGUCAAUUUCAUUGGGAAAGUGCUUCCUCAAGGAAUGCUAAAUAGUCCUACCAUGUGUCAGUAUCAUGUAAAUCAAGCUUUGCUACCCAGUAGAAAAAAAUUUCCUGAUUGCAAGGUUAUUCAUUUUAUGGAUGAUAUUCUACUGGCAGCCCCAAUGGAUCCAAUGCUUUUAGAUUUAUUUACCUCUGUCAUAAAGGAUACACAGCUAAAAGGUUUAAUCAUUGCACCUGAGAAAGUAUAGAUGUCUUUUCCUUGGAAAUAUUGUGGGUACAUACUAACUUCCCAGUCAGUAAGACCUGAAAAGGUUAAAUUAAAUAUUAGCAACUUACACACCUUAAAUGAUGAUCAGAAAUUACUAGAUGAUAUCAACUAGCUCCGCCCCACUCUGGGUAUAUCUGUGGAUAAGCUGCAAAACCUGUUUUCUAUCUUAAAGGGCAAUACAGCCCUAGAUUUUCCCAGAUAUUUAACCCCUGAAGCAAAAAAGGAAAUAGAACAAACCAUCUCUCAGAGGCAGCUAGAUCGCAUAGAUCCAGUCUACUCAAUUCAACUGUUUAUGUUUCCCAUCAAACACUCCCCUAAAGGGUUAACUGCAGACCCCAGGAUUGUGCUUUCUAGAAUUUUUUUUUUUUUUUUCUCACAUACCAGGACUAAAACACUAUUUCCCUAUAUCCAGUUACUUAGUAAAGUCAUCUAUUCAGGCUGCAAAUAAUGCAGUCAGUUGCUAGGUUAUGAUCCUGAUAUCAUCAGGAUUCCUUUAAGUAAAAAGCAGUUAGAAGCAGUAUUGCCCUUAUCGAUGCAAAUAGCACUCUCCAAUUACACAGGACAAAUAGAGCAUGUCCUUCCUGCUGAUAAACUCCUUCAUUUCUUAUCUCAUACUCCUGUGAUCUUGCCUACACAAAUAGUUCACUCCUCCAUACCUAAUGCUUUAACACUGUUUACUGACGGAUCUGGUAAGUAUGGAAAGGCAGCAGUCUGGUGGAGAUGACAUAAUUCAUUCACUUGAUCUGGAUUUACUAGCACUCAAAGAGCUGAGAUUGGAGCCCUGGUAUUGGCCUUGGAAACUUUUUCCACUCAGUCCAUCAAUAUUGUUAGCAAUUCUGCCUAUUAUGUUUAUUUAUUGCAGAACCUUGAAACAGCCCUAAUUAAUGUCACUCUGGAGCCCACCCUAUGUGCUCUUUUUCUUUGACUUCAGCAAUUGCUAGAUUAAUGUAUACAUCCUAUUUUUAUCACACAUAUUUGAGCCCACAGUUCACUGCCUGGCCUAUUGGCUUAUGGCAAUGAUCAAGCAGACCUUCAGGUUAUGAUAUCACUGCUUGACCAAGCCACCCAAUCGCAUCAAUUUUUCCACCAAAAGUGGAGACACUGACGAGUUGAUGGGUGCUGACGAGUUGAUGGGUGCUGACGAGUUGAUGGGUGCAGCACAGCAACAUGGCACAAGUAUACAUAUGUAACAAAUCUAAACAAUUUCAACUUACCCAGAGACUAGCUAAACAAAUUAUCCUGCAAUGCCCAGAUUGCCAGCUCACAGGCACAUCCCCACCUUCAACAGCUAUUAAUCUUAGAGGACUGGAACCCAAUCAGUUAUGGUAAACAGAUGUUACACACAUCCUUGAAUUUGGAAAACUUAGAUACAUACGUGUAUCCAUUGAUCCCAAUUCUCACUUAAUUAGUGCCCAUGCUUUGCCUGAAGAGUCCACCCAACAUGUCAUUAAAUAUCUUCUUUUAACUUUUGCAUUUAUGGGAGAGCCCACAAAAAUUAAAACUGAUAAUGGUCCAGUUUAUGCCAGCUCACAAUUUCAACAAUGUUGUCACAUGUGGAAUAUCCAAUAUUCCACAGGCAUCCCAUAUAACCCCCAAGGACAGGACAUAGUAGACCGUGCCCACUCCACCCUUAAAAAUAUGCUCAAAAAACAGAAAAGGGGGAGUAUGGGUAAAGACCCUGCAACACUACUAGCACAAGCCUUAUUUACCCUUAAUUUUAAAAAUUUAGAUGACAAAUUUCAAUCAGCCAUAGAAAAGCACUUUGCUAAAACCUCUCAAGACAUAAAACCUGCAGUUUUAUGGAAAGAUAUAAACAGUAACAUAUGGUGUGGUCCAAAUGAAUUAUUAACUUGGGGAAGAGGGUAUGCUUCUGUCCGCACCCCCUCAGGUCCUCUUCAGAUUCCAGCCCUAUGCAUCAAACCAUACCAUGGCAUGGCCAGGACCCAACCUGGUACCAGAAAUGAAGGAACUGACCUUACAGGACCCACAGCCCCAGACGAUGUGGCUUCCGUGGAAGACACAAGCCCCGGACAUCACCUGGGGAUGCAAAGCUGGAAUAAGAGUAAUGACCACCUCGCUAGACAGACUUGUUGCUGCACACAUCUGUACUCUUCAGUCAACUGAACCCGAUGUAAAGAACAGAAAAGGGAGAGAUGUGGGAUUUCAGACAGACUGGUGGUGUAUCUGGAAUUUAUUCCUUCUGGUGGUUUGUUGGUCUUGCUGACUUCAAGAAUGAAGCCGCAGACCUUGGUGGAGUGUU